Messenger RNA from Sorghum bicolor (sorghum), 3468 nucleotides. Its product is annotated as transcription factor MYB3R-1. Gene Ontology annotation, molecular function: RNA polymerase II cis-regulatory region sequence-specific DNA binding; DNA-binding transcription factor activity, RNA polymerase II-specific. Gene Ontology annotation, cellular component: nucleus. The record is from RefSeq and is a predicted model, not a curated record. The coding region runs from base 381 to 3251 and encodes 956 amino acids. Gene Ontology annotation, biological process: regulation of DNA-templated transcription. Lineage: Eukaryota; Viridiplantae; Streptophyta; Magnoliopsida; Poales; Poaceae. The transcript is spliced from 12 exons.
CUUGCCAGUCCGCUCCGUGCUUCUUCCUCUCUCACUCACCCAACCCCGUUCGUUGGCCUCCGCUCCGAAAUUUAAAACCUCCCAAGCCGGAGAAGCCAAGACCCCCUUUUCCCCCUAUUAUUAAUAAAAAUUCGGUCGAAAAAAGCCUUCCCUUUUGGUCUGCGCGAUUCGAGAUUCCGGAGCACCGCGGCGGCGGCCGGAUCGGGGUGGCGGCGCGGUUCGGUCGCCGCUGGAGCGGAGCGGAUGCGCCGCGCCCCCUGUGAGACUGUGAUCACUUCUCCCAAAAACUCCUAGAAGACCUUAGAGGGGUUUAACAUUGGGAUGAAUCUUUGGGCCCUUACCUUGCUUUUAAGUGGAGAUUCAGUUUUCUAUUUUCAUUUAUGAUGACGGGUGAAAAGCAAAUGACUUCGAAGGGCACAGAGUCUUCAUCUUCUUCUGUUCCUCCUGAUGGAGUAGUCAGCAGGGAACCUCAAAAAGGGGGGAGAUUACCCAAUGGGAGGACAACUGGUCCAGCACGUCGCUCAUCCAAGGGAAAUUGGACUCCAGAAGAGGAUGACAUACUUCGCGAAGCUGUUGAAACUUACAAGGGAAAAAAUUGGAAAAAGAUAGCUGAAUCUUUUCCAGGUAGGACUGAUGUUCAAUGUUUGCAUAGGUGGCAGAAGGUUUUGAACCCUGAACUUGUUAAAGGGCCAUGGUCCAAAGAAGAAGAUGAGAUCAUUAUUCAGAUGGUAAACAAACAUGGGCCAAAGAAAUGGUCGACCAUAGCCCAAGCUCUUCCUGGACGUAUUGGAAAGCAAUGUCGGGAAAGAUGGCACAACCAUCUUAAUCCUGGGAUCAAUAAGGACGCAUGGACACAAGACGAGGAAAUCAGGCUCAUCCAUGCUCAUCAAACUUAUGGAAACAAAUGGGCUGAGUUGACAAAGUUUUUACCAGGAAGGACAGACAAUGCAAUUAAAAAUCAUUGGCACAGCUCGGUGAAGAAGAAAGUUGAUUCAUACAGAUCAUCUGGUUUACUGGCUCAAUUCCAGGGUCUGACACCUGUUGAAUACACUCCUGGUGGUUUAAAUGUUGAUUCUUCAUCUGCCAUGACCAAUCAAAUUAGCGAAGACAGUGGUUUUAAUGUUUUUCGGGAGGCUGAAGAUUCAAUGGAGUUAAGUCAAUCAUCGUUUGCCAAGGGUUCUUGCUCUCAGGAGGAGCAAACUGAUGUGACUUUGGGAUCUCAUUUGCAUGUGCAUGAAUCUUUGUGUCAAGAUGGUUUCAAUAAUGCUGAGAAUGGUGCUUCUGCUUUACCUGACAUGCAUCACCACUUAUCCACUUCUGACAUGGAUCAAGAUAAACACUUGCAGGAAGGAAUGGAUUUGGAUAAACACUUGCAGCUAGAGUUUUCUCAAGGAAUAGAUUUGCAUCUUGAUACAGAUGAAGUGCCAAACAACUUUGUGAUAAGAGAUAGCCAGGCAUCCAAUGAGCUUGCAGUUCAAUUUCAGGACAGACAGACUAUGAAUAGUUCAGAAAAUGAUGGAGUAUCUUUGAUACCAUAUGCUGUAACGCCAUGUGUUCCCAUCUUACCUAGUGUUUCUGGAUGUGAGCAUAACAUAAAUGUGAUGUCCGAAGUGGGCAUUAAAAAUGAUAAUUGUUUCCAAUCUGAAAAGUGGCAGGAUAUUUCCAUUCAAUCAGGUGCAUAUUCUUCUGAAGCUGCAAGCAACUUUUCAGCACCACUUUACCCAUUGCAGACAGCUGAACCAGUAACAAUGAUGGGUGGCCCUGUGUAUUAUCAGAGUUCUGUAACGUCAUUACCACCGGACUUCAUUUCUUCAGAUGGUGCUUCUAAUGCAUCUGGUGUCAAAUUUGAGACAAAUCACAAUCCUGUUUCUCGCCAAGGUUUGGAGAUUAAAACUUGCCACAAUCCUUCCGGUGAUCCUGAUCAAAAUUCAUAUAUGUGCAGCGAAGAUGACAGAAACAGGACUUCUGAACCAAUGGACAGCAUACCAGAAUCUGAAAAGGAACAGCAGGUUGAUGUUGAACAGUCAUGUUUGGAGCCUGCAGCCUACAGUUUUAAGGAACCAUUAUCAAGUCAUGGUGACACCAUAUUAAAUGAAAAGGAGGAUGCUGGAGCUCUAUGCUAUGAACCUCCUUGCUUUCCAAGUUUUGAAGUUCCUUUUGUCAGCUGUGAGCUUGUAAACUCCAGCGAUCUCCCAGAAUAUAGUCCUCUUGGCAUUCGAGAGUUGAUGAGGACGACCUUGAACUUCCCUACCCCAGUAAGAUUGUGGGGAUCCCCUCCUAGGGAUGGUAGUCCUGAUGCUGUCUUAAAGAAUGCUGCCAAAAGAUUCGUGUGCACCCCGUCCAUAAUGAAAAAAAGGCCUAGAGACCUAUCAUCUCCUGGUCCUGAUAUAAGAAACGAAAAGAAAUCAAAUACUGAAAAGGAUUGUAGGAGCUCAGGCAUGUCCUCUACAAGAGUUGGGAAAUCUUGCAUGGAUAGCCCUGAUGAUUCAGCUGAUUUAGUUUCACCAAAAGAGACAACUGCAUUUCAAAAGAACGUCAAGCUUUCUCACGAAAACAAAGAAAACUUGAAUGGAAUUACUGAUCAAGGAGAAAAUGAAGGCAAUGCAAAGCAUUCUACAGGGAUUCUUACUAAGAGCAGUGUCGACAACCACAAUACUCCUAAGCAUGGUCCAAAUUUUCAAAGUCAGGGGCUAAAUACCAGUGCGCAGGUGUCUAACUCUAAAGACAUAAUAUUUUCUAGAUCAAAGCCAUCAGAACUUCUUGUUGAUAAAUCUGCAGCCUGCGUUGAUGCAGAUUAUGAGUAUGUGAACAUAUUGGCUGAUACUCCAGGUAUUAAAAGAGGCUUAGAAUCUCCUUCUGCAUGGAAGUCUCCUUUGUUCACACCAUUCCCGGAUGCAUACUUCAUGAGCCCAGCUAGCAGAGCUUUUGAUGCCUUAGGAUUGGUGAAGCAGAUUAAUGAGCAGAGUGCUGCUGCUGUGGAGGAAGCACAUGAAGUUCUGGCAAGUGGAGGCCCAUGGAAACGACAUAACAAGGAAAACUCUGACAAAGAAAAUAUAGAAAAUACAACUUUGAAGCAUGAACAUGUAACAAGCAAACCUCCAUCCAUACUCAUGGCAGAGGCACGGGUGCUCGAUUUCAAUGAAUGCUCCACACCUGUGAGGAAGAAAGAAGAUAAGAAAUCGGAAAUAGCUUUAGGAGGAUCUUCAAGCUCCCCUGUUACUUCCUCGUAUCUUCGGAUGAAUUUGCGGUAGCUCUUUGAGGGAUGCUGUUGUUCAGUAUGUACAUGUCUGUUGUUCCUAUAAAUACCAUUUGAAAUACACAUUCCAAUUAGUACCUUAUUCUUUGUGCUUUGGCACCCCAAAUGUCAAUUUUAAAAGGAAACAUUUUUUCUGUAAUGUUAAGAUUUGUCAUGUGUCACUUGAAUUAAGUUAUAUCUUAAAUAAGGAAAUAUAUUUAAAUUUUGAGUAA